ACGUGACAAGAUGGUGUUCAAGCAAGGUGGCGCUGACAUUGAGUACGGCCACAAGGGUGGUGGCGUUGGCGGUGGUCAGAUAUAUCCGGGACAGAUGGAAGAUCCUCAGAUGAGAUGGGCAUUUAUCAGAAAAGUUUAUUCCAUUGUAUGCACACAACUUUUCUUCACCACCGUGAUCGCCACCGCCAUGUUCUUCACUCCGGCGGUCAAAGAUUACAUGAGAACCAGUUUUGGCAAAGUCACUAUAAUUGUUCUUCUUGUCACAGCUUUUAUACUUAUCUUCUUGAUGUGUCGCUAUGGGAAAAAACAUCCAUGGAACUAUCUUCUUAUGGGAGUGUUCACCUUGUGUCUGGCAUGUGUUGUUGGAGCAGCUUGUGCAUUAAGAGCCGGGGAAACUAUCUUGAUUGCUGCUGGGCUAACAGUUCUUAUAUCUGUUAGCCUUACCCUCUACACAUUUUGGGCUGCAAGCAGAGGCAAAGACUUUAGCUUUAUGGGCCCAUUUUUAUUUUGUGCCUCUAUAGUCCUCUUUAUGUUCAUUCUAAUGCAGUUUAUUCUCGAUCUAGGACGCGAAGCACGCGUUGUGUAUAGUUGUCUCGCAGCACUCCUAUUCUCAGCAUAUCUUGUAUACGACACAAAUAACUUAAUCAGGAACUUCACGUACGAUGAAUAUGUCAUCGCAGCAAUUUGCCUUUUCGGAGACAUCGUUAACCUCUUCUUAGCUCUUCUUGGGAUUUCUAGUGAAUAA
Solanum dulcamara is the source of this 745-nucleotide messenger RNA. Its product is annotated as protein LIFEGUARD 4-like. Gene Ontology annotation, cellular component: membrane. The transcript has 4 exons. The coding region runs from base 11 to 745 and encodes 244 amino acids. The record is from RefSeq and is a predicted model, not a curated record. Lineage: Eukaryota; Viridiplantae; Streptophyta; Magnoliopsida; Solanales; Solanaceae.